UGAAGGGCUCCUUUUUCAAAGAGUGCAGAAGGGACACCGGUGGAUUCUGACAAGCAGGUUUACUCAAAGUGUCUCAUGGCCACAGAACAUGCUCUGAUUUAGUCUGGAUGAAAAAGUACUUUGCAUCAAUCCCAAUGGACGUGUGGAACUCGACCGAGGUUGUGUUCAACGAGUCUGUGCGCAACACCUCCCAGGGGUACGCAGAGGAAGAGGAGCAUCCUUUCCUCACCGAUGCCUGGCUCGUACCGCUCUUCUUCUCCCUCAUCAUGCUGGUGGGGCUCAUCGGCAACUCGCUGGUCAUCUAUGUGAUCUCCAAACACCGUCAGAUGAGGACAGCCACCAACUUCUACAUAGCUAACCUGGCUGCCACGGACAUCAUCUUUCUCGUGUGCUGCGUGCCCUUCACGGCUACACUCUACCCUCUACCUGGCUGGAUCUUUGGGGACUUUAUGUGUAAAUGUGUCGCUUUCCUUCAGCAGGUUACAGUCCAGGCUACUUGCAUCACUCUAACAGCAAUGAGCGCGGACCGUUGCUAUGUGACGGUUUAUCCGCUGAAAUCCCUGCGCCAUCGCACUCCUCGCAUUGCCAUGAUAGUCAGCAUCUGCAUCUGGAUUGGUUCUUUCAUCCUAUCCACACCGAUUUUUAUGUAUCAGAGGAUAGAGGAGGGCUACUGGUAUGGACCCAGGCAAUACUGCAUGGAGAGGUUCCCCUCUAAGACACACGAGAGGGCUUUCAUUCUCUACCAGUUCAUAGCUGUUUAUCUACUGCCUGUCUUCACCAUCUCCUUCUGUUACUCGUUCAUGCUCAAAAGGGUUGGCCAGCCUGCAGUGGAGCCUGUGGAUAAUAACUAUCAGGUCCACUUGCUCUCAGAGAGAACCAUCACCAUCAGGAGCAAGAUCUCUAAAAUGGUUGUGGUCAUUGUCCUACUCUUCACUGUCUGCUGGGGUCCCAUCCAGAUCUUUGUCCUCUUCCAGUCGUUCUACCCGAACUUCAAAGCCAACUACACAACCUACAAGAUUAAGACAUGGGCCAACUGCAUGUCUUAUGCCAACUCCUCCAUCAAUCCCAUUGUGUACGGGUUCAUGGGAGCCAGCUUCCGCAAGUCCUUCAAGAAGACCUUCCCCUUCCUGUUCAAGCACAAGGUACGGGACAGCAGUGUGAACUCGCGCACCGCCAAUGCUGAGAUCAAGUUUGUCGCCACAGAGGAGAGCAACAAUGGAAGAAAAUGAAGAGAAGCGAGCUGUGCAUCAGGGGAGCCUUUUGUCUUUCCUGGGAACUGAUGGCAAGUUGCAGUUUAAACACAGAGGGUGGCGUGCACAUGCAUCGAUUCCCAACAUUUGAAUUGAAACUGAUAAAGUGCCAAAUGUGAUUUAAAAAUGUUUUUCAAAGUUUUAUAGCCGUACCAGAGACGCUCCAAAAAAUAGCUGUGGUGGUUUUCUAAAUACAACACCAACAUGCAUUUGACAUGCAUUAAGAUUUAUGAUUCACAUUCACAAAGAUCACCAUAAACCUUUCAGUCCUUUUCAGUGCAAUUUAAAUGUGAGGUUAAAUCCAUAUGUGACUAGGCAUGAAAUAAUUCACCAGUCAAUGAUCAGCAAUCAAAAACUCAACAGGGAUGCGUGUUCCUUCCGCAGGGGCACGUAUUGCGAGAGAAACUCACGCUGGUGCAGUAAAACAAACAGAAAAGUGGAAUUCCGGGGCAGUUGGAUGGAUGGCCUGUCAACGUUGAUACGCAGGAGCUUGCAGGGUGUUGGCUAAAUAAGCCGUGUCAACUGUUGACUGAGUCACCGUAUCUGGGCCCGCUCCAACACCUCCCUCUGUGCAUGCAGCUCUAUUCAGUCCUGGGCUCCAAGUCCUUGGCCCCACCCCGGUGGCCUGGGCAGGUUCAGGGUCUUUCCGGGCCAUAUUUACAUUCUCUUCACCUUACUUGCCAUGGUGUGGAAGAAGGGUGACUCAUGUUGGUUUUCAGCUUUAUGGUUUUUUUUUUUUUUUUUCAUCUAGAGAGUAAUAUUGUGUUGGAUCAAUGGGACUCACCCUGUCAUUGGUCCAAACUCACAGAAAAAAUAUGUGGAUUAAAAUAUACUGGAGGAAGAAUAUUAGCAACAAUGCAGGACUUUGUAGAUAUUUGCUAACAAUUUCUGGCAGCAAAAUAAGGUGUUUUAACAGACCACUUUUAUUAUAUUUUUUUGUAAAAUACGCUCUGAAAAAACAGCAAUACAUUAUGUCUUGUGAAUCUCAUUUGAAUUUGCCAUGUUUGUAAGAGUCAUCAUUUAUGUGCCUAUUUGUAUGCCAAGAUGGCUGUGUGGACUUUAAUUUAGGCUGUACAUGGGAAAAGAUUAAUGCUGAUUGUGACAGGCUUCACCUCUGUGAUUUAUUGAUUUUAAUCACUUCAUAAUUUGUGUUAAUCAAGAGGCUGUGAAACGUAUAGUUAAAAAAAAAUGUGUUUAGUUUAACAAGUGCAUUAACAAAGACGAAUCACUGCAGACAUGGAAUACAAAUUUUUGCUGUAAAAUGCAGAGGCUUGUUGGUGAUUAUGUGACUUUCUAUGUUUAGCGCCUAAUGUUCUGUACGUGUUCUAAUAUAAUUUCAAGCAGAACAUUCUCCAAUUAAAUUGAGUUUAUGUAUGUACCAAACAAGUUAAAUAAAUCAAAUGCAAUGCA
Clupea harengus (Atlantic herring) is the source of this 2660-nucleotide messenger RNA. It is a transcript of the gene kiss1ra, whose product is annotated as KISS1 receptor a. Gene Ontology annotation, molecular function: G protein-coupled receptor activity. Gene Ontology annotation, cellular component: plasma membrane. The record is from RefSeq and is a predicted model, not a curated record. Gene Ontology annotation, biological process: G protein-coupled receptor signaling pathway. NCBI's taxonomy places the organism in Eukaryota, Metazoa, Chordata, Actinopteri, Clupeiformes, Clupeidae.